Glycine soja is the source of this 2155-nucleotide messenger RNA. RefSeq lists its product as uncharacterized. Bases 415 to 1725 code for a protein of 436 amino acids. The transcript has 5 exons. Lineage: Eukaryota; Viridiplantae; Streptophyta; Magnoliopsida; Fabales; Fabaceae. The record is from RefSeq and is a predicted model, not a curated record.
AGGUGUGGGAAGAAGUGUAUCACAAAGAGACAAAAUUAUUAAAAUAAAAAAUACUACAUCCAAAGAUUAUGCAGCUUCUUCACACGCCUCCCAUUUCACCCUGACGCGGCCUCCUUCUCCUUCUUCUUUCUCACCUCUUAGUCCUUUUCACUUCCUUCCUCUUUCUUCUUCUCCUUCUCUUCUUCUUCCCCGCGCAAGGUUUCGGAUAUACUUUGGAUUCAUGGAUUCCUUGUGAGCCUUUUUCCCCCCAUGUAUAAUUAGUGUUGUGCAAAGCUUUUUGGUUUCGUUUCGUUUCUUAUUUUCUUCUGCAAUGAAACAGAAGAUUGUGAUUUGGUGUUAGGUUAGAAUUGUGCAAAGAUUCUUCUGAUUUCGAUGUACUCAAAGGAGGAGAGAAUAGGGGGCAUUAUAUAAGCUAUGCCGACAUUUACUGCAAUAGCAUUUGAUAGAUUGAUAGAGCCUGGAGCUUCAAAACCUGCUUAUAAAUCUGCUCCGGUGCCAAUGCCUGUCCCAAAGAAGAUUGAGAGGCGAACUAGUGAACCAACCAUAAGGAAGAAGCCCCGUCCUCGUCCUCAAUUAAAGCCAGCACUCUAUGCCACUCCUGAGGUGACACCGCUUCCGGAUGCACCCUCUUCGUUCCCUCCUUCUCCGUACAUCAUCAAUCACAAACGCCGUGGCCCACGCCUGCUGAAGAGUUAUUCUGAGGCCAAUGUGCAGGCCAAGCAGGAGAACCUUGAAAAUGAAAAUGCUAAUGUUAAGAGCAAUGAUGGUGUGAUUACCAGUUUAGAUGGUGAUCUCCAAGUCACUUUCACCAACAUUGAACCUGUUAAGGAGGAGCAGGUGAAUGGCGUGCAUGAUACCGACCUUAGUAGCAGUAGCAACAAUAAAGGUGACCUUGGGGAGGCACAUAGGGAAAGUGAAAGUAGUGGCAUUCUUAAUGGAUCACACUUGGAUAAAGUAGUGGCAUUGAAUUUGGAAAGAGAGGGUGAGAGUGAAGACUUUUUUGAUCCACAUGAUUCAAUGAGUUUAAAAAGUUGCACAGAUGGUGAGGAUAAUACUGGCACAGACCAAGCAUUGAAAUUCAGUGCUGCUGGUGGGGAAUUUUUUGAUGCUUGGGAAGAGCUCUCUUCUGACGGUGGGACUCAAAAUUCACAUCGUGAUAUUGAAGCUGAGUUGCGUGAAAUAAGGUUGAGUCUAUUGAUGGAGAUAGAGAAGCGGAAGCAAGUUGAAGAAACCCUUAACAGCAUGCAAAGCCACUGGGAGAGACUUGGGCAACGGUUAUCUCAUAUUGGAAUUGUUUUGCCUUCAGAUCUUACUGCUGAGGGUGGGCAGCUGAGUUCUGAUCCUAUGGAAGAUGUAUGUCAGCAACUUUACAUUACUAGGUUCAUAUCAAACACUAUUGGGAGAGGAAUUGCCAGGGCAGAAGCAGAGAUUGAGAUGGAAGCUCAAUUACAGUCAAAGAACUUUGAGAUUGCUCGACUAUUGGAACGUCUUCACUGUUAUGAGACCAUGAAUAGGGAGAUGUCUCAGAGGAACCAGGAAGCUGUAGAGAUGGCACGGCGUGAGAGACAAAGAAGGAGUAGGAGGCAGAGAUGGAUUUGGGGAUCUGUUACUACUGCCAUUGCAGUUGGUACUGCAGCAAUUGCGUGGUCCUAUCUCCCUGUGGGUAGAGGAUCAACAUUUUCUGUUCAUGAUCAGGUUCCUGAACAUGAUGAUGCAGCCAACUAAUAUACCAUUAAUACUAAUUUCAUUGCCGAGUUAUGGUAGAGGAGGAGAAUAAAAGUUAUAUGUGCCAUUAUGUGGCUAACAUGUUACAUAUCUCUUACUUGAUCAUUACAAUUUUCCGGCAUCUUGAGUAUGUGCAUAAUUUCUCUAACGUGCCAUUCACUGGAACUCUAGCUAGUACAUUAGUGGAAGGGUUCAGUCUUGAGUUAAUGAAAUAAUAAUACACCAUAGUUUCCUAUGGAUUCUGGGUGCAAAGUAAUUGCUUCGCCUGAUACAUUUCGCUGAUCACAUUUGUAAUAGAUUCUUUAUGCUUGCUUCUCCCAAGCAUUUUAACACCACUAAAGAUAUUUUUUAUACUUGAUGUUGCUUAACCGUAAUAAAGGAAAUCUGGUCAAGCCAUGAUGCGUGCAUGACCUAUUAGAAUUCUUUUCAA